AUGGAGGGGCAGCGGCCGUGCUCCUUCCCGGUUCUAGUGCGGGGGGACUGGGGCCCCGCCGAGCCGCCGCCCGCGCUCAGGAAGAAGCUGCUCUGCUACUUCCAGAGCCAGAAGCGCUCGGGCGGCGGCGAGUGUGAGCUGCGGACCGGCACCGACACCGGGACCGGUACCGGACACAUCAUCCUCUGCUUCGCCCGCCCCGAGGUGAGGGAGCGGGUGCUGCACCAGCCGGUCCACGAGCUCGUGUGGGGGUCCAGAGGGCGGCUGUCGCUGCAGGUCACCGCGCUGCCCGCGGACGGCGACCCCGCGCAGGUGAGGCCGGCGCAGGUGAGGCGGACGCGGCUCCGGGCGGGCGGGGGAGGCACCACGGUGACCGCUCUCCUCUCGUUCCCGUGCAGGAAGCGGGACCGGCCGCCGAGACCCAGGCGCCAGGAAGUUGAGCAGUCACGCUGA
Sturnus vulgaris (Common starling) is the source of this 453-nucleotide messenger RNA. The record is from RefSeq and is a predicted model, not a curated record. Lineage: Eukaryota; Metazoa; Chordata; Aves; Passeriformes; Sturnidae.